GAUCACAUCGCGUAUCGCUCGUUCGCGCACGAGGAUUACGGCGUCGAGGGCGUGUGCGAGGUGUUCGAACGGCUCGGAUGGGAGACGGUGAGCGCGAGCGAGGGCGGACGAUUGGAGUUUACGGAGAAGCGCGUGCGCGCGCGAUGGAUGAAACCGCCGAAGACGCCGCGAGGAGAGACGCCGCUGCCGAGGAUAUUCGUCUCGGAGUUGGUCGUCGAUGCGUGCGACGAGGAGUUGAAGGGAUAUCUGACGCAACACUUCGAGCGCGUGGGGGAGGGGAAGGUGUUGCGGAGCAUGGAGUGGGCGAAGGGGCGAAACGCGCGAUGGCAAUUGCCGCCGGCGAGCGUGUACGCCAAGGUGGAACGGUUGAGCGAAUACGCGAGUUGGACGCUGUUGCACGGAUAUGCGGUGAAUCACGUGGCGCUGAGUUUGUUUCAGUUGCGUAAGAUGUAUCCGGAGACGCCGUUGCGGACGCUGGAGGAUCUGGAGACGUCGUUCGCGAGCAACGCGGCGUUUAGUAGGAUCAGGUGGAACGAGAGCGGUGGGCGGAUUAAACGCUCACCUUCGGGGCUUCUCGCACAGAGUGCGCUCAUGUCGGAGGACCAUGAGGACACGUUCAAAGAUUACGGUUUGCCGGGAUCGUACGUGGAAUUCGUGCAGCGCUUACCGAAACCGCAGAACGCAGACAAGUCGUUCGAAGAACUUCAGGAGUGCGACUUACGCGAAGGCUUCGAGGCGGGAAAUGCGAGUAAGAUUUUUGAUUCCACGAGU
Molecule: messenger RNA, 771 nt
Organism: Ostreococcus lucimarinus CCE9901
Lineage: Eukaryota; Viridiplantae; Chlorophyta; Mamiellophyceae; Mamiellales; Bathycoccaceae
Exons: 2
Molecular function (GO): oxidoreductase activity
Source: RefSeq, a predicted model, not a curated record